AUGGCGAUGGACGGGCGCGCCGCGCAGGAUCAGUUCCCUCAGCGAGAUGCGGUGUACAAGGCCGAAUUUGAGGAGGCAGAAGAGAACAGAGCAAGAGAAUCCCUUCUGUGCACAGAACAGUUGGUUCCAAAUGAAAACCUGAUGAAUGAGGUUGGUGCUCAGAGCAGUCUUUGCUCCAUGGAUCAUAUUGUGAUCCUUGGCGAUCCAUCUGGAAAGAUCCUGACAAAAGAAGGGAACCCUGAAGUUUCCAAGGAGGAAGAGGAAGUUGAUGGAGAAUACUAUCUAGACCCCAGGCCAGAAUCUCAUCUCACACAGCUGACAUCUUUAGAUGCUCACUCGCUUAUUUUCUACCAACCCCACAACCCAACAGCCUGCUAUGGUGACAUGAACGUUGACCCUCCAUUUUUUGAAAGUGAACCCAACCAAGAACUUGUCCUUCCUUCAAAAUCAGAAGAGAAAGUAGACUUGGGCAGCUUGGACGUGACGAAAAAGGAGAUCGCCAAAAAGAAAGCCAAGAGGGCCCUUGAAAGGGGAGGUGCUCCUUGUGUCGGGCUGGACAACGAACAAAAUCCAGACAUCAACCAGAAUCUCAACUUGAGCCAUCUCACACGCAGGUCGGCCAGAGGUGCGACAGCCAAUAACGUGGGCCAGCCGUCUUUCAGGUUCUAUUCGGUUCUGCUGUCCAAAGGCAACGUAGAUGGAAUUAAGAAACGAGGUUCCAGUUCGCUAAAAGUCUCCAAAGAAUCCGCUCCACCUGCUCAAAAGAAAACACGAACUUUCUACAACGAAAAACAACUACAGGAACUGGAGAAAACAUUCCAAGAUGACCAUUAUCCUGACAACGAAAAGCGCCGAGAAAUUGCGGCUUCAGUUGGUGUGACACCCCAGCGCAUUAUGGUCUGGUUCCAGAAUCGCCGAGCAAAGUGGAGAAAAAUGGAAAAACUGAUGGUGAAAAACACUAAGAAAUGCCCUCUCGCAGCCCCUGCAUUGCCAGUAGAUCCUCAGAGAAUGGCACAAGGCACAACUAUGUUGGCUGUGACUCAGCUGUCCGACACUGCAAACAAUCAACCUAACACAGUCACACUGGGUGCUGCAACUAUGAACUAUUCAGGAUCAUCCAUCGCAUUGUCGGGUUCCUCAGUCGCCUCGGUUCCCAGCAAGACGAGCUGUGGUGGCUCCAUCCAGACCAAGGCCCCCACCUCCCAGAGUUCCUUGGGAUCCCUCCGGAAGGAGCUGUUCCCUGCGAUCCCAAGCCCUCCGCCCAUUCGCCGGACCAACCUUCCCUUCAACCUGCUCCUUAACACCAAUCCCUACAUCAUCCCGUUGAUGCUGGAGGAUAGCCUGGCCAGCGAAUGCAGCCCUUCCAGCCAGGAGAGCAGCUCCAGCGACGCCCACACCUACAGCGUCCAGGGUCAAAGCACCAGUUCACCUGUGGACUGCAAUUACCCUGAACAACUGGAGUCUACAAUCAACCUUGAAGCCCCCUGUUUCUACCCAAACAGCCAUCUUGGUAUGCAUCAGCACGACCAGUAUCCCCAACAUGAGAUGUCUCACUUCCCAAUCCAUCUUUCUGGCAACGCCUUGCCUAGUGUCCGACUCACAACAGCGACACCCAGUAAGUCCACCACAUUUUUCUCGCUCCCUGGCAGCAAUGGACUUGUGACCUAUGGAGCAGCUGAGUGUUCUCAAGGUUUCCUACAGAAUCAUGUAGGAACUCACCUCCUACUACAGCCGUCAGCGGGGAGCUCAGGCUACCUCCCUGCUUUUCAGGCUUUCCCGUGGAAUGAGUUUUCCAUGCAAGGACCAUCCUUCACCCACUCCUUCUCCUCCCCAAUACCAUUUUCCGGCUUGGCGACAAUCGCGGGGGGCUCUGCCCAGCAGGCACCCUUUGCCCUGAACCAGUCCCUGCCUGCCAGCUCCUGCUUUCUCCAGCUGCCAAAGGGCCCCGGGCCUGGUGCCACCUUGCUGUUUACCACCAAGCCAGUGGUGCCAAUGAAUCUGGAACCCCUGUCUCAGCCACUGCCCAGGACGCUGGCAGAAGAGGACUCGGAUGCUGACAAUGGUCCUCAGGAGAUGGAGAGUGAGUCGCUGCCAGAUUUCUCCGAAGGCAGCAAGAUAGGACUCAACUUUUCUCCUUGUCAGGCGAGAGAUGAGAAAACAGCCUGA
Molecule: messenger RNA, 2166 nt
Organism: Notechis scutatus (mainland tiger snake)
Lineage: Eukaryota; Metazoa; Chordata; Lepidosauria; Squamata; Elapidae
Gene: NOBOX
Product: NOBOX oogenesis homeobox
Biological process (GO): regulation of transcription by RNA polymerase II
Molecular function (GO): RNA polymerase II cis-regulatory region sequence-specific DNA binding; DNA-binding transcription factor activity, RNA polymerase II-specific
Source: RefSeq, a predicted model, not a curated record